Molecule: messenger RNA, 738 nt
Organism: Thrips palmi
Lineage: Eukaryota; Metazoa; Arthropoda; Insecta; Thysanoptera; Thripidae
Exons: 4
Coding region: 39-611 (190 amino acids)
Source: RefSeq, a predicted model, not a curated record
GGCUCGGGCACACGCGUGCCAGGGCCAGCGACACACCCAUGCCGCCGCUCGCCGCGCUGCUUCUGGCCCCCGUCCUCCUCAACCUCGCUUGCGGCAAGACCAUCAACACGUAUGCCGGUCCGUACAUCGCAUACGCGACGAGGUUCGACCCAUGUCCUUCCGACGGCACUUUCGCAAUAAACUUGCGUCCCAGUCACUUUCAUCCAGCUAAGCCCUUCGAGAGGCAGACGGUCUCCGGCAAUUUCACAAUUUUGACUCCGUUUGAUGAUUCGUAUUGGGUUCGCGGCCAGAUGGCGGUCCGGUCCAACAACCAGUGGAAGGAAAAUGCGUUUGUCUUCAACUAUCCCACUGGAGCCUGUAGAGUGCUGCGGGAUCAUAUACCGGACUUCUUCACCAUGGUCGCGCGAGGCAUUCACGCCACAAACGGACCCUGCAGACUUGAAGCCAGCGGCACGAACGAAGUAGAUAAGGUACCAAUUUCAUGGGAUUUCCCCAAAUUCAAGAUCAUGCCGUAUGGACGCUACAAGUUUACGAUACGAUUUGGCGAUGUCACUAGUACGCGCUUUUGCACAGAGGUGGACUGUACUAUAAUUCCAAAACCAACUAUUUAGCGUUGUGCUUUUCUCUGAUAGAGUUGAUGGAACCUCAUAAUAUAUGACAAUUUUCAGACAGCAAACUUUUGAAGCUUCCGUAUUCAUUCGAACCUAGCCUCCAGAAAUUGAUCCGUGAAGCGGAAAA